AUGAGGACCACAGUCGCUUGUCAAUGGUGUCGAAGUGCGAAAAUAAAAUGCCAUCACGAUGGGUCCCCGCCCUGUCGGUCCUGCUCGGUGAACCCCGGAAGGCAAUGUAUCUUGAGCACCCCGAAACAUAAAUCGAAACGACAUCAAAGCUCUUCUAGACCCAAAAGGCAUCCCCUAAGACGAGUUUCAGGGGCUACCAAAGAUCCAGAGGAACCAGGAACAGCAGCGGGUCGUUCCCUUUCUCACACCGAGUCAGCAAGGGACCAACCUACCAGAAUCAGCACGCAAUGGGAUCCUUUGAUGGGGUUGGAUGACAAACUCCUGAAAGAUGCAUUUUAUGUCUUUGUCCGUCAUUUCCCCGAGUUCGGGUUUUUCCAUCAGCCAACGUUUUGCAUACUUCUCGAGAAAGGAGGCAUUCCAACAUUACUGCUUUGUGGCAUCUUGGCCUUAAGUUCCCGAUUUAUGCCGGAGCUGGCCAGUCUUCAUGGCAGUCCUGGAAAGGCUUCCGAAUAUUUUGCGAAUUAUGUUCGUCAGAAUAUCAUGAGUCAUGCCAUGACCGCCAUGGAUAUCCACACAGUCCAGACGCUACUCAUGUUAAGUUUGUAUGACUGGGGAAAUGGCGAUGGCUCCCGUGCUUGGGUGUAUAACGGUAUGGCUACCCGUAUCAUUCAUGGGGUUUACGCACAGGUCAAGGAAUCUGCUAAGACGGACAUGUCCACUUUCAAAAACUCUCAACUGGAAGAGGCAUGUAGGACUGUCUGGGCUUGCUUUCUACUUGACGCCAUGAUUGGGUGUGGAAAAUGUCAGGCUGCCAAUUUCUCCAUGAGUAUAAGUAAUAUCCCUCUUCCCUCGGGCGAGGAUGACUUCGCCUUUGGAAAUAGUCAGCCUCGUAGACCCACCACAUUCAUGCAAGCGUGGGAUUUUGAAACCAAUGAUUACCACCCACAAGGUUCAUCAUCGCCAGAGAAAAUGGGAUAUGACCAAACAUUCGCUUUGAUAGUCCAAGGCUUCCACAUCUGGCAAACUAUUUCAUCUUGGGUUUCGACCGGGGGGAGAAAACGUGAGUCGCCGUCAUCAAGAGAGCCUCCUUGGCGAAGCUGCUCAUUCUGGUCUCGCAGUAUGGCCGCCCUAAAAGAUUGGCGUGCAUCACAAUCUCCACAGUUAAUCUAUUCUGCGUCGAAUAUAAACCUUCAAGUCUACAUUUCACGCAGCGAAGGGGAACGUUUCGUUAUCACGAACCUUCUCUAUUACUUGAAUCUAAUUCUGCUUCACCGGGAAUAUAUCCCUUUCGUGCCUCAGCUGAUCAACCGGCCACAAGGUCCAAUACAGCCUCCCUUGUUGAUAGAAGAGGCUCCUCUUGGAUGGUGGGAUCAGAGUGCGCAAGAACUGUUUGCAGCUGCGUCAAAUAUCAUCCAAAUUAUGCAGGAGCUUAAUAAGGGUGGCACCCAAUUUCAGACACCAUUUACAUGCUUUUGCGUCUUCAGUGCUGCGUCCACUCUCUGUUAUGCGAAUACAUGGCCUUACAUGGCACCCGGACUCGACCCUCAAACUUCAUCAACGAUGUUCUCAUGGGCAUCUGCAUGGCUAAGCCAAGCAUGCAAGUUCUGGAAAGUCGCAAAUGGAUGGUACAGGACAAAUCUCACUUUAUGCCAGCUUUAUACACAGAUUAAGAUGGAUCCCACUCAGCUCCUAGAUGUGCGACGAGAUGUAUUCACGGUCCUGGAGGAGAAUAUCCAGCGACUAGCAGGUUCGGAGACCUUGGAUCUAGCCGAUAUACCGACCGCGAACAUACUUUUAUUACUGCAGAGACAACAAAGGGAAACAGAGAGCAGCAGCGAGGCGAACACGGGAGAGAGAACCAAGGUUACACCCUUGUUGGUAGAAAGUGGACAAGAGCCUCCCGCGGCAAUUCCAACUCUACCCUCCUACCUAAACUCUGACCAGGACCUGUUUGCAAAUAUUCUAUUAGACCCUUCCGGUGACUGGACACGCCCUUUUAUUGACACUACACAAAUUUCUAGGCCAUGA
This is a messenger RNA of Aspergillus pseudotamarii, 2028 nucleotides long. Its product is annotated as Zn(II)2Cys6 transcription factor. Gene Ontology annotation, biological process: DNA-templated transcription; regulation of DNA-templated transcription. Bases 1 to 2028 code for a protein of 675 amino acids. The record is from RefSeq and is a predicted model, not a curated record. The transcript is spliced from 4 exons. Gene Ontology annotation, cellular component: nucleus. Lineage: Eukaryota; Fungi; Ascomycota; Eurotiomycetes; Eurotiales; Aspergillaceae. Gene Ontology annotation, molecular function: DNA binding; DNA-binding transcription factor activity, RNA polymerase II-specific; zinc ion binding.